UCGGCUAUAAAUAUGCUAAACCACAAAGGUUGUUAUAGAACAAAAAGAAACAUUGCCUUCCAAUAGUCUAAGUAUUAUUCUAUCAAACAGAGAUAGGAAAAUGGCCUCAAUUGCUCAAUCGCCUAUAGGAACUACUACAGAAAAAAUAAACAAGCCCUUCUCUGCCACCACCAUUUCUCUUCCACUUGUAUCCAUAAUUUCUGAGAAGCUCAUCAAACCUUCUUCUCCAACUCCUCCUACUAAAAGAUGGCACAAACUUUCUCUUAUUGAUCAAGCUUUCAGCAACUCUUACAUUCCAUUUUCCCUUUUCUACACCAAACAACAACUAGAUGCUAUUUCAAAGAAUAAUAAUCCUACUCAAAUAUCACAUCUUCUUGAGGAAUCUUUAUCGAAAAUCUUGUCCACUUAUUAUCCAUAUGCCGGAAGGCUUAAGGAUAAUACUGUGGUUGAUUGUAAUGACACGGGGGCCGAAUUCAUUGAAGUUCAAAUCAGUUGCCCAAUAUCACAAACUCUUAACUGGCACAAUUCAGCUGUAGAAGAUUUGCUAUUUCCUCAAGGAUUACCUUGGUCGAAUAGUGCAGAUCGCGGACUAGUUGUUGUUCAGCUCAGCUAUUUUAGUUGUGGAGGAAUAGCAAUCAGUAUGUGUAUAUCACACAAGACUGGUGAUGGAUGCAGUGGGUACAAUCUUUUUCGCGAUUGGUCUGAGAUAACUAGCGAUCCAAAUUUUUCAAAACCAUCUCUUCACUAUGUUGAACAAUCUAUUUUUCCUCCACUAUCAAGUGGUCCUUUUCUUUCCCCGUUAUUCAUGUCAAACAAACAUGAUUGUGUUCAAAGAAAGUACAUUUUCUCUAACGAAAAAUUACUUAACCUUAAGAACAAGGUUGCUGCUGAAUCAGAGGUGCAAAAUCCGACACGUACAGAAGUUGUGAGUGCACUUAUUUUUAAACGUGCUGUUGCAGCAGCAAAGGCAAACUUGGGUUUUUUCCAACCAUCAUCAAUGGUUCAAGCAGUUGAUUUGCGAGCACAAAUUGGUUUGCCUCCAAAUGCUAUUGGAAAUCUUCUUACUAUCUGUCCAACAUCAAUAAUCACUGAACAAAGUAUGACAAUAUCAAAAUUAGUCAGUGAAAUAAGGAAAUCAAAAGAGCUAGCUUACAACAAAGACAACAUCAAUGACAACAUAUUUGUGGCGUUAUUGCUUGAGCUAGCUAAUUCGAAACAGGAAUAUCAUGACAAUGGGCCUAAUGCGUAUCAAAUUACUAGCUUAGUGAAAUUUGCACUUCACGAAAUCGAUUUUGGAUGGGGAAAGCCUACAAAGGUGAGUAUAGCAAAUGGUCUAAAUAACAAGUUGGCUAUCUUGAUGGGUAAUCAAAGUGGAGGACUGGAUGCAUUUGUGACACUCAGUGAACAAGAUAUGUCUGUAUUCGAACGUGAUCCUGAGCUUCUUGAAUUUGCUUCAUUAGUUCCAAGUUGUUAGAAAGUUUACAUAUAUUAUCUGUGUGUUUGUUUUGCUUCCUACUAAGUUAUUUGAAGUCCUUUCAUUUGAUGUUGUCUUACUCUUAUGAUGGUACGAAACCUUUGUUUUCUUAGUAAGAAGAAUGGAAUAAAGAAGACUAAAUGUUUUUUUUGGG
This is a messenger RNA of Nicotiana attenuata, 1628 nucleotides long. Its product is annotated as acylsugar acyltransferase 3-like. Bases 101 to 1474 code for a protein of 457 amino acids. The record is from RefSeq and is a predicted model, not a curated record. Lineage: Eukaryota; Viridiplantae; Streptophyta; Magnoliopsida; Solanales; Solanaceae. The transcript has a single exon.